AUGAGUAGCAGUUCAAUAAUUUUUACAGAGCCAUUUUCAGAAAGAAAAAAAAAGGUAUUUAUAGAGUAUAGAAAAAAUGAUAGAAGAUCUGAUCUUUCAAACGUGUCCCAUAUUGGUAUGUGUGCAUGCGUGUAGAUUACGGGCUUCACACGCGUGUGAGUUCCGCUGACUUCCGGUGGACGUUAUAAAUUUCGCUCUCUGACUUCCCUCCAUUUAGCUACGCAUUUCGUUAAUCUCCGCUCUCAAAAAGCCAACACUCUCUUCUAACAAACAACUCGAUCUUCCUCUUCAAGAAUCAAAGAAAAGAAAGAAUUCUAGAAAAUCAAGAAAUCAGGGAAGGAAUCAAGAUUCGAGAGAGAGAGAACUCUCCAAGACCCAAUCUCCAAUCUCUCCAUCUUCGCGUUUGGUAGGUGAGAGCAAUUGGUACUUAUCAAUCCCACCAUCAUCCCUAUAUUGCCCUCUACCUGUUUGCUUUCUUUCCAAAAGAAUCUCUCCCUGUAAGAGAGAGCCUUUGCUGUUAUAUGCAUGUGCAACCCCGAACUAGCUGUAGCGCAUGGGACGUAAGAAGAGCAAACUGCAGUCACGCGCCGCACCCCUGAAAGAACCACCAGCAUCCCCACCCGCCCCCACCUCUUUAGUCCAAGAUGAGCUGUCCAAUCCGUCCCCAUCCAAUCAAGCCGAACCCACCACCCCUCUUUCUGACUUUGUAAAGCUUGAGUGCGAACGGGCCCUUUCUGCACUUCGCCGUGGGAACCACAGCAAAGCCCUGAAGCUCAUGAAAGAGUUGACGCAGAGCCAUAAAAGAUCCGCGCUCCUGCACUGCAUCCAUGGCACUAUUUCCGCCAAGGUGGCGGCCCUUAUCGAGGAACCUGCCAUCAAGAACCGCCACCUCAAGAAUGCUAUCGAGUCUGCAAGAAAGGCUGUUUCUCUGUCGCCCAACUCCAUCAGGUACGCAUACUUCCACGCAAACCUCCUCUAUGGGUUGGCGGCCGCCAAUGACGGGAAGGGCUAUGAUGAGGUGGUGAAGGAGUGUGAGCGGGCCCUGUUAAUUUCCAACCCGGUCGAUCCCGCCAAGGAGAGCUUGCAGGACGAGAUUGAUUGGAUUGAUGAGAUUGAGCCAGAGCUUUCAAUGCCUGAUGCCCGGAUUGCCCAUGUCCAGCAAGAGCUCCGGCACCUUACCAAGAAAUCAAACAUCGCAUUAGUCUUGAUAUGGCUAAUGAAUCAGGAGGAGCCGCAAAAGGAGAAGUUCAGGCUGAUCCCGGUUCAUGAGUUGGAGGACCCAAUGGGGGGGACAGACGUGCCCAUCAGGAUCAAGAAGGCAGACAAGACGCAGGAAGAGCGGCGGAAGGAGAUUGAAGCCCAAGUGGCAGCUGCGAGCCUCCUGCAGCUGAAAUCGGAUUCACCAAAGCCCCAGCUAGAUGAUGAUCGAAUCUUCUUUGAAUCUUCUUAUGGGCCCCUGGACAGAUUGGCCGACAAGCGGAACCUUGCAGAACAUCAGAUGAUUACAAAUUUGGACCUCAAGAUUAAUACAGUUCAGAAGUAUUGGAACACGUUGAGUGUCGAGAAGAAACAGAGUUUUCUUGAAGUGAGUUUUCACGAUCUCAGGGCCCACUACGCAUCAGCAAAGGAUGGGUUAGCAACAGAUGUGCUUUCGGAAGCUCUCUCAUUUGCUGAGAGUAACAAGACCUGGAAGUUCUGGGCCUGCUGCAGCUGCGGUGAGAAGUUCAUGGACUGCGAAUCCCAUAAGCAGCAUGUGUGGGUGCACAUUGGCAAUCUCUUCCUGGAAAUGCAGCCAGACUUGCCCAAAGAGCCUGACAGUGGCUGGGUUGAUAUGCUUCUUAAUGGUUGUUGGGAACCGGUCGAUCUCCUUGCUGCUAUGAAAAUUCUCAAAAAUCGGGCAAGACACCAACCUCUCAGAACAGUUGACUCCUCCGAUGUUGGCACCCAUAUUGAUGUGAGCAACAAGGAUCAUUUAUCUGACAAUUUGGGCUCAAAAGGUACAUCAGAAGUUCAGGCAGUGGAUGUGGAGUCUGAGGCAGGAGUGGUAUGCAGUGGAAGCCUUGUGGAAAGUGGAAGCCACAGUGGCAUUUCCAGCUCUGGUAAUGAACAGAGGGUGUUGGCAUAUCCCAGCUUACAAAGAUGGCCAUUGGUUGAUGAUCCCAAACGUUCCAAACUCCUUAAAGAAAUUCAUCGCAUGUUUGAGUUGCUUCUGAAGCACAAGUGUCUCGCUGAUAGUCAUGUCAAGUACGUGAUACAAUACUCCAUGUAUGAGCUUCGGGGCCUUGCACCAGGUUUGAAAUUGCAAAUGCAUGGGCUGGACCAGACACCUGUCUGCAUUUGCUUCUUGAGUGCUACCCAGCUUUGGAAGACAAUCCUCUUCUUGCAGGAGCUCCUGAAUUCGUGUCGGUUAGGUAGCGAAUCUGAGAAGACCACCUCAGCAGAUGAUACCCGUGGUAUCGACACUCUGGUAAGUGAUGUUCUAGAGGGGAUUACUCUCAGUGAUGAUUCAUAUCAUCUCAUUUUAAACGAGUGUUUGUUGACAGCUGGAGUUAUUUCUAAUAAAGCUGAAGAUGCUAGCAUUGGUGAUGGUAGGGCAGUUGCUGUUCUUGGUGAAGAUGGAGGGCCACACGGGGAUGCCUUUUUAUCCUGGAUGUUUGCCUCUUCUUCAACUGAUGUAGAACCUGUACAAUGGACUCGUCUGAGGGAAGACAGAGGCCGUCGGGGAAUGGAGAUUCUUCAAAGGCUUGAGAAGGAGUUUAAACACUUAAAGAAACUCUGUGAAAAGAAGCGUGAACGUCUGAACUUUGUGAAGGCUUUGAAUGCUAUUCUAAACCUCUGUUUCCAAGAACAUGCAAAAAAGGAUCGCUCUGUGGAAUACGUUGCUCAAAGUCACGAAGCUCUCUUGAGGAACCGGCAGAGCGAGCUUGCAGAAAGAAAAGAUGAUCCAGUGUUGAUCAAUAGUGAGCUGAUUACUAGUGAGCUGAUUACUAUUUCACUUGUUCUUAAAGAAUGUCAGGCUUCCAAUGUUACUCAAUCUGGACAACCUGGCGUCCUUUCCCAUUUUUGUGAUUUGGAGUCCAGCAACGAGGAGGAUUUGAGAAUGCAGGACAACCCACAUCAAACUGACAAGAGCAUACUAUUAGGAAUAAGAAACUUAAAGGCAAAGUUCUCUCUGGAGAUCGGUAAACUUGAUGCAAGGAUCAGGCAGAACCUCACUGACAUUCAGCAGUUGGAACAUGAACUUGAGGUCAUCUCUGCCUUUGAUUACCGGGAAAUUCUGUUCUUCCUUGUGAAGGCAUUCUUGCGGGCACAUUUGGAGGAUCUAGUUGACAAAGAUGCCAAUGAGAAAUCUGAUGCUGCUAGAGAAGCCCUUCUAGAGCUUUCACUUGAGACCAAGAACCUUAUCAACAAAGGAGGUGGUAAUUCAAAACAGAUUCAGGAGAAGUCGAAGAAAAAGAAAAACAAAAAGGAUUAUAGAAGAGCUAAGGAUCUAAAGGGUUUUGGUCAUGACAAAGAGAUUCUCUCUCAUCAGGAAACUGCAGAACAAGUUACCUUGUUUCGUGCAACUGAUGCUAAUCAGAGAGAGUCCAAGAUUGUAGUUACUGAAAGUGGUGAUAACUUGAAACAACUAGAAGAGGAGUUUAGCCGUAAGAUUGAGCUUGAAGCAGAUGGAAAAAAGGUUGAGGAAACUCUUGAGUAUCAAAUGCGAAUAGAAAAUGAGCCUAAACAGAAAUGCCUAGCAGUAGAAUAUGAGAAGGGAAGUGGGAAGAAUGUAACAGAGGGAUCAUUAAUUGAUGCAAAGUCCAACAUUGGUUACCAAGAUCCACUUGAGCAGUUACAACAUAGUAAGCAAGGAAACAUACACAGUGAAGGCUCUCCAGUUAGUUCGAAGGGGAUUGAGCUUGCUGGCUCCCAAUCUCCACAAGCUUUGAUUCUCAUGGGCAAUCAGAAUAUUGAAUUGAUAUUUGGUUCUAUUACACCUGAUUUACUUCUGAAGUCAAAAGUACAGAAAGUCUCAUUUAGCUAUGAUGCGAAGCCUCAGGAACCUUACACUGAUCUGGAUGUAUCCGUGGGUUGUGGGUUGCCAAAAGAUUCAGCAAGCUCGCACACAAAAUCUGUUGAGAAGACUGCAAUCCCUGGCCCAUUGAAACAAGUAAUUUCAGAAGAUGGUGUUUCACAGACCAGAAGGCAUGAACAUAGUCAGAACCCUACGGGUGAUGGAAAUUCUCAAACCCUGUCUAGGGAAGAAAACCAUGAACCCAACCUUUUGCAAUGUGAAGGAAGCAUCAAAAAGCAAACUCAUCCUAUGGAUAAGGAUUAUUUUCCUGGUGGCUGCAUCGAUCCACAUGUAGGAGAUAAUGAAACAAAGGCACUAAGACAGAUACAUGCAGAGGAGCAUGAUGAGGACGGAUUCCAAGCUGACCUUGAAAAAUCUGUACAAGAGACAAUUGACACGUUCGGAGCACAAAAAGAUUUGCUAGAAGAGAUAUCUACAACAACGAACGAUGAUUGUAGGGAUUCACAUUAUGAAGUUGGAAUCAACAUUGAGAGUGGAAGAGGUGCAUUCGGAACAGGGCUGAAAAAUGAUGCCGGUGACUACAAUUGCUUUUUAAAUGUAAUUAUACAGUCCCUGUGGCAUGUUAGACGGUUUCGAGAGGAGUUCCUGAAGACAUCGAAAUCACUGCACCAGCAUGUCGGAGAUCCUUGUGUUGUCUGUGCAUUACAUGAUAUUUUUACAGCCCUGAGCAUAACAUCUGCAAAAACACAGACAGAAGCAAUUGCUCCUACUUCUCUGAGAAUUGCUUUAGGCAAAUUGUAUCCUGAUAGCAAUUUCUGUCAGGUGGGGCAGAUGAACGAUGCUUCUGAAGUACUAGCUGUAAUCUUUGACUGCCUACAUAGGUCAUUUACUUCUAGUUCUGGUGCUUCCGAUUCUAAAUCAGAAGAAAGUAAGACGGGCUCCUGGGAUUGUGCAAGCAAAGUUUGUAUAGCACAUACUCUUUUUGGGAUGGAUAUCUUAGAACAGAUGAAAUGUGAUAGCUGCUGUGUGGAGUCUAGAUGUUUAAAGUACACUUCAUUUUUUCACCAUAUCAAUGCCAAUUUACUUCGAACAAUGAAGUUUACAUCUUCAGGUAGCUCUCUUGAUGAGCUUUUGAAGCUUGUGGAGAUGAAUCAUCAGUUACCUUGUGAUCCAGAGGCUGGUGGCUGUGGAAAGCAGAACUCUAUCCAUCACAUUCUUUCUACAGCUCCACAUGUAUUCACAGCAGUCGUAGGCUGGAAGAAUACACAAGAAAGUGAGAAUGAUGUGUCAGCUACAUUGGCAGCCAUUACCACUGAGUUAGAUAUUGGUGUACUGUAUCAUGGUCUGGGUCAGGGGAACAGACAUUGCCUGAUUUCAGUGGUUUGCUAUUAUGGGCAACACUAUUUCUGCUUCGCUUACAGUCAUGAGCAUGAACGGUGGGUCAUGUACAAUGAUACAACUGUGAAGGUGAUUGGUGGCUGGGACGACGUUCUUACCAUGUGUAAGGAAGGGAAUAUGCAACCUCAGGUUCUUUUUUUUGAGGCUAUAAAUUAGCUAUUCGGAGAAGAAACCUACUCUUCUUGCCAAUUACCUCACUACAAUCUGGUUUAACUUGUCAGUUGCACUCUGUACCAUAGAUAUAGGCAUUCGUUUCUUUUUCCUUUUUUCCACCUUUGAUGAUGCAUCUCCUGUCAUGGUGAGUCAAGCAAAUUGGCUUUAGGCAAACACACAUAGAAAACGGUUUGUUUUGGGAAAUUAGAUGAUUGAAGAGAUGAAAGUAUAGCUAUCAAUGUCUAUGAGGCCAGCUCCGUUUCAGCACAUGUAGGUUCCUGUAUUUUCAUCUAAUAAGGUGGUGCAGCAAGACCAAGUUUUAAAUGGCAUGGAUGCAUAAAGAGUGCUUAUCGUGGCAUGAACUAGGAACGGCAAUGACACUACUAGCCUUGAACAUGUGAGGCGGAUUGUUGGGAGAGAAUGGAAUCCUGCAGAAGACAAGACUUGUUUGCGUCACGGAAGUGAUUUCUUUUUACAGUGAGUUGAGGUCUUUACUGUAGCUAUGAUUGUUAUAUGCAUGAUGAUGAAGAAAAAUGUAUCUUUCGAAUUGCCUUCAUUUCAGUUAAAUUCUUGAAUAAACCACAAUUUGAGCAAUCUUUAUCUGUAGAAGAGCUACUGUACAUAUAGACAUCAAUGGAAAAUCGAGAAAUAAGAGAUUGUACAUGUUUGGAAUA
Messenger RNA from Magnolia sinica, 6243 nucleotides. RefSeq lists its product as uncharacterized. Lineage: Eukaryota; Viridiplantae; Streptophyta; Magnoliopsida; Magnoliales; Magnoliaceae. The record is from RefSeq and is a predicted model, not a curated record. Gene Ontology annotation, molecular function: protein binding; cysteine-type deubiquitinase activity. The coding region runs from base 554 to 5572 and encodes 1672 amino acids. Gene Ontology annotation, biological process: protein deubiquitination. The transcript has 14 exons.